AUGGAUGCCGCCGCCCCCCCGGCCACUGCGGCCGACGCGCCGAUGCACGACCGGCCUCCGUCGGAUGGCUCUCCGGCCUCUCCGGCCGCUGACGCGGCCGCCCAUGCUGCUGCCGAUCCGGUCCCUCUCACGCUCAGCGAUAUCCGCACAAGCUACGACAACUUUGAGGUCGCCGGCUUUGGCCAGGAUGAGGUGCGAGCCAUGAUGCUCGACCCAGCGUGCACCAAGCCGCUCACAUUCCGUGAGUUCGUCAACGGGCUCUCCAAGUCGACGGCGAUCUCGAACUCCGACAACCGGACCGAUGCACCAGCCGCGGAGGACGAUAGCUCCCUCGACGACAUCCCUUCAUCGACGGACGCCUUCACCGCCGCCGGCCCUGGGCCAUCCAUCGCGGCCUCCGACUGGCUGCCGCAGGCUGUCAGCGCCGCCGACUCGCACAGCGACAAGCGCACGCACCGCUCGCUCCUCGAGCGUCUCCGGCAGCACAGCCGUGGCGAGUCGGGCUCCGCCUUUGUCGAGGCGCUGCUCGAGGCGGCGGCGGUGGCGGCGGCCUCGCCGCGACGGCGCACCCCGCUCGGCCACGCGCAGCUACUCAGCAUGGUGAGCGCCACCGUCGAGGAGCGCUGCGCCCUCGGGACAGCCGAGUGCGAGGCUGCCGUCGCGGCCGUCGGGCCACGCCUUCCGGCCCUCGCCGCGCUGCUGCACGGCGCCCACUCUUCGGGCGAGGGCUCGGCGGCGUGGAGGGUGGGCGUCUCGUCCGUCCGCCGCCUGCUGCGGGCGCACGGCUCGCUGCUCGCCUCGGCGCAGGCGUGGCUGCUCGCCGAGAAGGGCUCCGCCACGCCUCCCGCUUCAGAGGCUGCCGACGCCGCAUGCGCGCUCGCCGGCGCAGUGCUUCCGCUCCUCCUCGCGCGGGGCCGCGCGUCGGCGGAGCAGCAGCUCGACUGGGCGGCGUGGUCGAAGCUGCUCGGCGGCCUGCUGGCGACCGCCUCGCCCGCCGUCGCGAUCGACGGCUUUGCGCCGCUGCUCGGCGCCCUUCCGGCCGAGGAGCUGCUCAAGCGCGUGCUUCCGGCGGUGACCAAGGCGCUCAAGCGGGCGGCGGAGGGGGCGCUCGCUUCCCUCGCCUUUCCGCCAUGCGGCGCGGCAGCCGCUGCCGGCGCGGCAGAGGCGCAGGGCGCGGCCGAGGCGGUGGCGAGCUACUUGCUCCCUCUGGCGGCGCGGGAGGCGUCCGAGCCGGCGCGCACCGCCAUGAUGGCGGCCGUCGGGAGCUGGGUCGGCGUGGCUGGCGUCGGAAGCGCGGACGCGGCGGUGAAGGCCGUCGGCGCCGGUCUGGUGGACAAGUCUGCAGAGGUGCGGCGGGCGCACCUCGCUGCGGUGCUCGGCGGCCUGCAGUCGGCGGUUGAGGGGGGCGGUGCGGAGGGCGGCGGCGCGUCGGGCGCGCUCCUCUCGCUGCUCAAGCCUUCGGCCGCAGGCGAGCCCCUCCUCGCCAUGGGGUGUGCGCUGAGCGAGCCGCUGGCGGCGGCCUGCACGGCCGACAAGCUCUGGCAAGCGGCUCUCAAGGCCAAGGAGGCGUUUGCGUGGGCGAGCGCGAGCAGCGCAGGCGAGAAGGGGACCGCCGAGGGCGGCGCGCUCGACGCACUGGCGGCGGAGGGGCUGCUGCGGGGCGCGGCCGACGCGGUUGCCGAGCUGGUCGCCUCGGACAAGGGCGCCGCCUCCGCCUCGCGCGACACGAGGCUGGCGGCGCUCGCCUCGCUGGGCGCUCUCGCCGCCUCGCCCGCCGAGGUGCGGGCUGCCGUCACCGCCGCCCUCCUCCCGCGGCUUGAGGCCCCGAUGCGCGAGGCUGCGGACGAGCUCGCUGCCGCGACGCCGUCGGAGGACGUGGAGGCUGCGAUCCGCGCAACGUUCGCUCGGCGCGCGGCGGAGGCGGGCAAGCCGGCGGCGGCCGAGAAGAAGCCGAAGCUGCUGCCGCUGCUCGUCCGGCUCCCGGCGCUGCCUGCUCUGCGCGCGGCGGACGGCGGAGGGUGGCUCGAGGCCCUCUUCGAGUCGCUGCUCGCGUGCGCCGCCGCGCCGCUGCACGCCGUUCGCGCGCCGGUGGCGAGGGCUCUGCUGCGCGUGCUCGCGCCCGGAGACGCGGCGGGGGAGAGUGGCGCGGGCGGCUCGGAGCCUCUCGCGCUCGCGCCGCUGCUCGAGGCGCUCCUCGGCGCGUGCGACGGGAUGCCGCUGCCGCCCGCGGGGUACAGCUUGCUCCUCCCGCUGCUCGAAUGCGCCCUCGCCGACCGGGCGGCGGCGGCGGCGUCGCUCAGCCUGCUCACCCUCCACGCCGCGCCCUCUUUGCCGCUCGACCAGCCGGCGCGCCGCACGAGCGUCCGCCUCCUCCUCUCCCUCCUCUCGAGCGACCGGUGGCGCGCCGACGCGGCGGUCGCGCUCGAGGCGGAGCUGCUGCCCGAACUCGCCGCCCUCUCGGGCCGCGAGCGGGCACAGGCGGCGCGUGCGCUCGCGGCGGCCGCCGCCGACGAGCCGCCGCGGCUCCACACGCUGCUGCAGCGUCUCUUCGAGAUGCACAAGGAGGCGUCGCCGCCGCCGAAAGCCGCGGCGGGCUCCGAGGAGGAGGACGACGGCUGGCGCGCGCGGCACGGAGUCGCGCUCUGCCUGGCGGCGGUGGCGCCCGCCGCGUCGGUGAUGCAGCUGCCGGUGGCGUUCGCUUUCCUCAAGCGCGCGCUCGCCGACGAGGUGGAGGAGGUGGCGGCCGCGAUGACGGCGGCGGGCUGCGCGCUCAUCAACGAGCAGGGUGCGCCCGACCGGAUGGUGCCGCUCCUCGCCCCGAUGUUCGAGACGAUGCUCUCCGAGGCGGCCACCACCGAGGCGGACGACCGCGUGCGCACGGGCGUCGUCGUCUGCUUUGGCGCCCUCGCGCGCCACAUCCCUCCCGACGACCCCAAGGUCGGGCUCGUGCUCUCGCGGCUCGUCGACUCGCUGGCGACGCCGUCCGAGGUGGUGCAGCGCACGGCGGCAAAGUCGCUCUCCGCGCUGCUCUCUCGGGCGGAGGUCAAGCCGCGCGGCGCCGAGGUGCUGCAGGAGCUGCUGGCGACGCUGCUGGCGACGCCGUCGUACGCGAUGCGGCGCGGCGCCGCCUUUGGCCUCGCCGGAGUGGUCAAGGGGCUCGGCAUUGCCAGCCUGAAGAAGGAGGGCGUGAUGGCGGCGCUGCAGGCCGCCAUCGAGG
Messenger RNA from Emiliania huxleyi CCMP1516, 3217 nucleotides. RefSeq lists its product as hypothetical. Lineage: Eukaryota; Haptophyta; Isochrysidales; Noelaerhabdaceae. Gene Ontology annotation, cellular component: cytosol. The record is from RefSeq and is a predicted model, not a curated record. The transcript is spliced from 13 exons. The annotation marks the transcript as partial. Gene Ontology annotation, biological process: cellular response to amino acid starvation; regulation of translation. Gene Ontology annotation, molecular function: protein kinase regulator activity.